Molecule: messenger RNA, 4150 nt
Organism: Nylanderia fulva
Lineage: Eukaryota; Metazoa; Arthropoda; Insecta; Hymenoptera; Formicidae
Gene: Sf3b3
Product: splicing factor 3B subunit 3
Cellular component (GO): nucleus
Molecular function (GO): protein binding; nucleic acid binding
Source: RefSeq, a predicted model, not a curated record
AAAGAAUGCAUUCUCAUGUGAAUAAGGCUUUAAAUUGCCGCAGAUAUGGCGCCAAUGACGUCACAGCCAAUAGACGCGUUGGAUUUGCCGCGCAACGGAUAUGACGUUCGCCGCGAGAAUAGACGCGCUUCGUUUCCGGAAGACUCAACGGCCUCGUAGCGGCAGGUUUACUCCACUCUCCGACCGCGACGAAAAGAUUCAUAAGCAUCGUCGAGCGUCGUCGCGCUGAAGCUAUAAUCGAGCAUGGACGCUCGGUGAGAAUUCCUAUCCGUUAAUCUCGUCGAUCAAUCAACGAAGAAGAAGAAAGAGAGGAAGAAAAAGAAGAAAUCCUGAUCAGGAUGUAUCUCUAUAAUUUGACCUUGCAACGCGCCACCGGCAUCACUCAUGCGGUCCAUGGAAACUUCUCUGGCAGCAAGAUGCAGGAGAUCCUAGUCUCCCGCGGCAAGUCGCUGGAGCUGCUGCGACCGGAUCCGAACACCGGGAAGGUUCACACCCUGCUGACCAUCGAGGUCUUCGGCGUCAUCAGAUCCUUGACGACGUUCAGACUGACCGGUGCAACCAAGGAUUACAUCAUCGUGGGCUCUGACUCCGGGCGCAUAGUGAUCCUGGAGUACAUUCCCGCCAAGAACAUGUUCGACAAGGUUCACCAGGAGACUUUUGGUAAAAGUGGCUGCAGACGCAUCGUUCCUGGCCAGUAUCUGGCCAUUGAUCCCAGGGGCAGAGCAGUUAUGAUAGGUGCUAUCGAGAAACAGAAGCUUGUCUAUAUCUUGAACAGAGAUGCUGAAGCUCGUUUAACGAUAUCUUCUCCAUUGGAGGCUCAUAAAAGCAACACUCUGGUGUAUCACACAGUUGGUGUCGAUGUUGGCUUUCAGAAUCCCAUAUUUGCGUGUCUGGAGAUCGAUUACGAGGAAGCUGACAGCGAUCCCACGGGCGACGCGGCGGUGAAGACCCAGCAGACCCUGACCCUGUACGAGCUUGACCUCGGUCUGAAUCACGUAGUGCGAAAAUACAGCGAGCCGCUGGAGGAGCACGCCAACUUCCUCGUGUCCGUGCCAGGCGGCAACGAUGGCCCGAGCGGCGUUCUCAUCUGCUCCGAGAAUUAUUUGACCUACAAGAACCUCGGGGAUCAGCAUGACAUCCGUUGUCCGAUCCCGCGACGUCGCAACGACCUGGACGACCCCGAGAGAGGCAUGAUAUUCGUAUGCUCGGCCACCCAUAAGACGAAGAGCAUGUUCUUCUUCCUGGCACAGACCGAGCAGGGAGACAUCUUCAAAAUCACCCUCGAGACCGACGAGGAGGAUAUGGUAACCGAGAUCAAGCUCAAGUACUUCGACACCGUGCCCGUCGCAGCGAGUAUGUGCGUCCUGAAGACAGGCUUCCUAUUUGUCGCCUCGGAAUUCGGCAACCACUACCUGUAUCAGAUAGCGCAUCUCGGGGACGAUGACGAUGAGCCCGAGUUCAGCUCGGCGAUGCCGCUCGAGGAAGGCGACACCUUCUUCUUCGCCCCGCGACCGCUUCGGAAUCUUGUCCUGGUUGACGAAAUGGACAGUCUCUCGCCCAUAAUGGCUUGUCAGGUGGCAGAUCUCGCGAACGAGGACACGCCGCAGUUGUACAUCGCCUGCGGUCGAGGACCGCGCUCGACCUUGCGCGUACUACGUCACGGUCUGGAGGUCUCCGAGAUGGCGGUGAGCGAGCUGCCCGGUAAUCCAAAUGCCGUGUGGACCGUGAAACGGAGAGUCGAUGAGGAAUAUGAUGCAUACAUCAUAGUGUCCUUCGUGAAUGCCACCCUAGUACUCAGUAUCGGCGAGACUGUCGAGGAAGUGACGGACUCGGGUUUUCUCGGUACGACACCGACCUUGAGUUGCUCGGCAUUAGGCGAGGACGCAUUGGUGCAGGUAUAUCCUGACGGUAUACGUCACAUCCGAGCAGAUAAACGUGUGAACGAAUGGAAGGCGCCUGGCAAGAAGACCAUCGUAAAGUGCGCGGUCAAUCAACGUCAAGUUGUAAUCGCUCUCACCGGAGGAGAACUCGUCUACUUCGAGAUGGAUCCUACCGGCCAAUUGAACGAAUAUACGGAGAGGAAGAAGAUGCCGUCGGAAGUGAUGUGUAUGGCCCUGGGAAACGUCGCCGUGGGCGAGCAACGUUCGUGGUUCCUGGCUGUAGGUCUACAGGACAAUACAGUGAGGAUAAUAUCUCUGGAUCCCUCGGAUUGUCUGGCGCCGAGGAGUAUGCAAGCGUUACCAGCAGCUGCAGAAAGUCUGUGUAUCGUGGAGAUGGGGGCUAAAGAAGCCGACAAUUCCGAGGAUUCGGCGCCGCAACAAUCCAGUUUAUAUUUAAAUAUAGGUUUGCAGAAUGGAGUAUUGCUUAGAACCGUGCUGGACCCGAUUUCUGGCGAUCUCGCGGACACGAGAACGCGGUACCUCGGCUCUCGCCCCGUCAAGCUCUUCAGAAUACGCAUGCAGGGCAAUCAGGCUGUACUAGCGAUGAGCAGUCGAUCGUGGCUCAGUUAUUACCAUCAGAAUCGUUUUCAUCUCACGCCUCUGUCAUACGAGAGUCUGGAGUUCGCCUCGGGCUUCAGUUCCGAGCAAUGCCCGGAAGGUAUCGUCGCUAUAUCGACGAACACGUUGAGGAUCUUAGCCCUGGAGAAGCUGGGUGCUGUGUUCAAUCAAGUGAGCUUCCCUUUGGAAUAUACGCCGCGAAAGUUCGCGAUUCACGCGGACUCCGCGCACCUGGUGGUCAUCGAGACCGAGCACAACGCGUACACGGAAGAGACCAAGCAACAGAGGAGGCUGCAGAUGGCGGAGGAAAUGCAGGAAGCGGCCGGUGCCGAAGAGGCCGCCGUUGCUCGAGAAUUGGCGGAGGCAUUCCUGUCAGAGGAACCGAACGAGACAGUGUUCGGCGCCCCGCGAGCCGGACCGGGCCUUUGGGCCUCGAUGCUGAGAAUUAUGGCGCCCACCACCGGCCAGACAUUCGAGGUGCAUCGCUUUGAGCAAAAUCUAGCCGCGUUGUGCCUCUGUCUCGUCAAGUUCGCCAAUCAAGGAGAUCAGCUGUUUCUUAUCGUCGGAGUCGCUAAGGAGUUUCAAUUGAAUCCCAGAGUCAGCAACGGCGGUUUCCUUUACACAUAUAAAGUAAAUGCGGAGUGUACCAGUAUCGAGCUGCUUCACAAAUCUCUCUUGGACGAGGUACCGCUGGCCAUUUGUCCGUAUCAGGGUCGCGUACUGGUCGGCGUGGGUAGGAUGCUACGGCUUUACGACAUGGGUAAGAAGAAGUUACUGCGCAAGUGUGAGAACAAGCACAUACCCAACGCCGUGGUCUCGAUCAACGCAAUUGGUCAACGGAUCUACGUCAGCGACGUGCAGGAGUCCGUGUACGCGGUGAGAUACAAACGCCAGGAGAAUCAAUUAAUCGUCUUCGCGGACGACACCCAUCCACGAUGGAUCACGACCACCUGCGUGCUGGACUAUGACACCGUUGCCACGGCCGACAAGUUCGGCAAUAUAGCCGUCAUACGGUUGGCUACCGGUAUCAACGACGACGUGGACGAGGACCCCACGGGGAACAAGGCCCUGUGGGACCGGGGCUUGCUGAACGGAGCCAGCCAGAAGGCGGACACGGUCGCCUGCUUCCACGUAGGCGAGACGGUGAUGUCGCUGCAGAAGGCGACCCUGAUACCGGGCGGCUCCGAGAGUCUGGUCUACACCACCCUCAGCGGAACCGUGGGCGUCCUGGUGCCGUUUACCAGCCACGAGGACCACGACUUCUUUCAACACCUGGAGAUGCACAUGCGAUCCGAGCAUCCGCCCUUAUGCGGCAGGGAUCAUCUGUCCUUCCGCUCGUACUAUUACCCGGUGAAGAACGUCAUCGACGGCGAUCUCUGUGAACAAUUCAAUUCCAUCGAACCUGCCAAGCAGAAGAGCAUCUCCGGCGACCUCGAAAGAACGCCGUCCGAGGUGUCGAAGAAACUGGAGGACAUACGCACGCGUUACGCGUUCUAAGAUGCUGCUCCGCGAGUACAUCGUAUCUUUCGAUAUGUUGUUUUUCCAUUUUUUUUCUCAGCACUCAUGUGUCUCGUUAAUCGGCAGAUCUUGGAAAAUUUGUUGUACAUUUAUUAUAAUUUCUAUUUUUUACACACCUUCCUAAGUAGCAAACU